CUCAGCUCUUCUUUCGGUCUCGCAGUCUGCUCGACUCUUUCCUCCAGAUCUGCAGCCGCCGCCAUGGUGCUAUUUCCGUCUUCGCUUCCAUCACCACCGGUUCCAUCGCCGCAUCCAUCUCCGUCGUCUCGGUCGCCCCAUCCAUCGCCUCCAUCUCUGCCAUUACCUCCGCCUCUGCCAUCGCCUCCGCCUCCCACCGAUCAACUUCUUCAUCUAAAGGUUGGGAUGUAAGGCGACGGAAGGGCACGUGGCCAGGAGUAUUGCGCGAUUUGGAUGAAGGUGGUUGCAGCGGUAAGCAGAAAGAGGAGGCCGUCGAUAGGAUCUGGGGUUGGGAUGAACCGCCAUGGUAGCGGCGGCGGUCACCGCAUAGAGGUUUUUGUUUGACAGAUGUUGGCGGAUGCACUGGAUCUGUUGCGGCAGUGGUGGCCAACAGGGCAUUUGGGUUUGUUGGGGCCGGCGUCUUUUUUGGCGGUGGUUGACGGCGGUGAUGUUCUGUCCAUGGCGGUGGUUGGUUGUGAUGGUGAAGGCAGUCAGCGGUGGUGUGUGGCGGUGGUUGGUUGUGAUGGUGAAGGCAGUCAGCGGUGGUGUGUGACGGUGGUUGGUUGUGAUGGAAAAGGCAGUCAACGGUGGUGUAUGGUGUCACUGGUGUACAACGCUUCGGGUCAAUAUGUCUGGUCCAUGGCCAUAGGUCACUGGGGUUGGGUCAUUGGUCGUUGGGUCACUGGAUGCCGGGUCACUAGGGUUGGGGUCAUUGGCCGUUGGGUCACUGGGUGGCGGGGCCACUAAGGGUGAUGAGGUCACUGGUCGGCUGGCCCGCAGGUCACUGUGGCUUUGGCCGGCAGGUCAAUGUGGUUGGCGGCAAGGUUGGUCACUGUGACCUACACCAUUUCAAUUUUUUGUCACUGGACAAAAGUCACUGCACAUUUGGUCACUGUGAUGCGGGUCAUUGGGGACGUAUUAAUUUUUGGUCACUGGAUGAAUUUUGUAACUAUGUCAUUGGUAACUGUAACAUUGGUCACUGUGACGGGUUACUGUAGCAGGCCAGUGGGUUUGGGCUUAGUAAGGGUGUAAUAGUCCCUUAAGUAUUAUUUAGUCUUAGUUUUGGAACUUAAAAGAAAAGUCUCUUUUUUUGUCCAAAUGCUUUUAAUUAGUAUUAUUUGAGGACAAACCCCAUCAAAAAUGAUGGAAAACACAAUUCCAAGCCCGCAAAAACUGAAACAUCGGCGGAAGAAAAGAAGAAAAACAGAAGAAACGUUGCAACAAGUUUGACUGAAACAAAAGGAAACAGAUCUAGAGUACAGGCAAAAUGGACGGAAAUAAUAUUUUAAAGCCGGCAAAAAUUGAAAGGAGAUCAGUGAAAGAAAAGAAGAAAAGAACAGAGCCGGCAGUAAAAUCGACGGAAACAAAUUCUAUGCGGGCAAAAAUUGAAAGGAGAUCGGAGGAAGAAAACAGCCGAGAUGGUGAAUGAAAAGAAUAGACCCCGGAGACUACUUCACCAACCAGCGGCAGGCCACUCCGGCGAUGAGCUGCGGCAGAGCGGAAGUGAAAUCUGCAUAUCUCCAACGAGAGGGAUUACUGCAGCCGUUCUCCAGUGGCCUUCUUUGAUGGCAAAACAUGAAUAUAAUGAAUGUUCGUGUCCGUCGCCGCUAUGGAUUUGGAUCCUCUGCCGCACGGUAGAGGUGCCUUGCGGCAAUCCAACAGCAAGCAACAAAGAAGAAGAGAGCUGCACGGUAGUGAAGAGUGAAUCGCGUGGCUGUAAUAGCCCCGCACUGCCAAAGCCAGGCAGAGAAUCCCGAUCCUGCUGCUAUACUAGUACUGAGGGCACUUUUGUCCUUCUGUCCAAAAUUAGUGCUAUUUGGGUAUUAAAAACUAGAGAAUCCUAUUUAAGUUCCAACCAUUACUUUUGAUCCUAUUUAAGUCUUCCUCCCAAAAAACUUUAACUUCAAUAUAUUCCCAUCCGUGGGUGCAAUUGUAACUUUCUUAAUGAACUGUACUAAUUAACUCGACUACAUAGCUGAUGAUGAGUGGAU
Molecule: messenger RNA, 2030 nt
Organism: Cuscuta epithymum
Lineage: Eukaryota; Viridiplantae; Streptophyta; Magnoliopsida; Solanales; Convolvulaceae
Source: the annotation of a GenBank genome assembly